Rhizophagus irregularis DAOM 181602=DAOM 197198 is the source of this 1168-nucleotide messenger RNA. Lineage: Eukaryota; Fungi; Glomeromycota; Glomeromycetes; Glomerales; Glomeraceae. The record is from RefSeq and is a predicted model, not a curated record.
AUAGGCUGCAAAAAAAGCUAAAAAAGCUUUUGUUUAUGCAGAUCUCUUAAAUGCCAAUAAAAUUUUUCCGAUUGUUUAUAGAUAAAGUUUUGGUGUGUAGAACAUAAAUUUCCGAAUUGAAUUUGUAUAUUAGUGUAUAACCAAACAACCAUGAGUGAGCCAAUACUUCGUGUUGGAACUUUUAAUAUUCGUUUUGACUUGGGUUCACCUACUCAAGGUGAAACUCCGUGGAAUGUUAGACGGGUUAAAGUUGUAGAUACAAUUCUUUUUCACAAAAUUGACCUUGUCGGUAUACAGGAAGCAUUAUAUAAUCAAGUCAAUGAUUUAGAGUCUUUGCUUGGUUCUAAUUGGAAUUGGAUUGGAGUGGGGAGAGAUGAUGGAAAACAAGCAGGAGAAUUUGUACCAAUUUUUUAUAACAAAAAUCGAUUGAAACUAAUAGAUUCUAAACAUUUUUGGCUCUCUGAGAAUCCAGAUGUUCCCGGUAGUAUAGGUUGGGACGCACAACUUACACGUGUCGCUACUCAAGCAACCUUUCAGGAUUUAUUGACAAAUUCGACAUUUAUUUGGAUCAAUACUCAUCUUGACCAUCAUGGAGAAAAAUCUCGAUUAGAAAGUUCUAAGUUGUUAUUAAAUCGUGCUCGACAACUAAAAUCAUCAAGUUCGUCGGAUGUAAAGCUGUUUUUAUCGGCCGAUUUUAAUUGCAAAGAAAAUGAAGAACCUUAUAAAUUAAUCACAGGAGGAAAAUAUCAAGAUAUUAACUCAAAGGAUCAAAAAGAUUUAGUUUUUGCUGACACCCGUUACGAGAUAAGUGGUCUUAAGGGAGGGUCAUUUGGUUUUUCAAAUACUUUUACCGGAUUCUCGAAGAACACAGAACAAGAAAGAAUUGAUUAUAUUUUAGCUGAUAACAGUAGUAUCUCAACACAAGUUGUCAAGGUGAUUAAUCAUGGAGUGGUUUCGAACCUUUAUGAUGAUGACAUGUAUAUUAGUGAUCAUCGUCCAGUAAUAUCUGACUUACUCAUUCAAUGAAAACCUUAUUUGUUAAAUAUAAUUUUUUUUUUUAAAAAAAAAAAAUUGUUAACCUUCCCGCCAAAUUUUAUCAAUAAUUUUUCAUGUGAAAUCUGAAUCUUGGCAUGUGUCAUUUACAUAUUUCAAAAUAUCCGAGCUUCAA